AUGUCUUCAGCAGGCUUCAAUUUGCCCUCUAAGACGGCCACUGAGAUUGAAAAUGUUGUAGAGGCUUCCCGCACGCCCAGCGGACACGCUAGCAAUGAUCAGUUCGUGUCUGAGGCUGACAAGCUGGAGCGGCAUAUCAGUAUUCGGCAUAUGAUCUUCAUGGCUUUAGGCGGCUCAAUUGGUGCCGGCCUUUUCGUGGGCUCCGGUGCUGCUUUGGGAUCCGGCGGCCCUCUUAAUCUGGUCCUCAACUUCGCCUUGGUUGGUCUCGGUGUCGGUUGUACAAUGGGCUGCCUUGGAGAACUUGCAGCUUCGUAUCCGGUCGCAGGUGCGUUCUACGAUUACUCAAGACGCAUGAUAUCGGAAGCGUGGGGCUUUGCGAUGGGCUGGAACUUCGUAUUCAACUGGCUCAUUGUCUUCCCCUUUGAGCUUACCACCAUUGCUGCUCAAAUGAAGUACUGGGUUCCCGACCUGCAACCAGCUUAUAUAAUAACACCCAUUCUACUUGCUCUAACGGGUUCAUCGUUCCUCGGUUCUCGCUGGUUCGGUGAGCUCGAGCAUGCCUUUGGAAUCGGAAAGGCCGUGGCCAUCACCGUCUUCAUCUUUACCGCAGUCUUCAUCAUCUCCGGGGCUGUGCCCACGGAUCCUAGGCGUGGAACCGGAGCCGAGUACUGGCAGAAUCCAGGUGCCGUGAAGAACGGCAUUUCCGGGUUUCUCUUAGUCUUUCGAACAGCAGGCAUGUCGUACGGAGGCACAGAGCUUCUCGGCCUAACGGCAGCUGAAUGCAAGAAUCCCCAGAAGGCCUUGCCUUUGGCGACCAAGAUCGUCUUCGCACGCAUCUUAUUCUUCUACAUCGUCUCUCUCCUUCUUCUCGGUUUUGUUGUCCCAUCCAACCAUCCUGGCCUGGCUUCCACUGGCCAUGGGGCCAAGUAUAGUCCUUUUACGCUAGCUGCUCAAAUCGCCAACAUCAAGCAUCUCCCAAGCUUCUUCAACGCCCUGAUCGUAGUAGCGCUCGUUUCGAUGGCCAACGCCAGUAUCUUUGCCGCCAGUCGCGCCUUCCAGGCUCUGUGUGAGAAGGGCAUGGGCCCCCGCUGGGGUGCCAAGGUCAAGUGGGGUGUGCCGGUGUAUGCAUUCUUGGUAACGUUCGUUGUUGGUUUACUCGCGUUCGUCAACAUGGUAGAGGGCGGCGCCGCUAUCUUCGACUGGUUGUUGAGUCUUUCAGGGGCGAGCAAUUACUACACCUGGGCCUCGAUCUGCAUCAGUUACAUCCGCUUCCGCAAGGCAUGGGCUGCCCAGGGGCAUGAUCACAGGACGCUGUUGUGGAACAGCCCUUUCGGCACCUGGGGCGCCAUUGUUGGUUUGACAAUCUGCAUUGUAGGAUUGCUUGCGAAUGUCCUGACAGCCAUUAUGCCCGUAAGCGGACAUUAUUCGGUUCAGGAUAUUUUUCGUGACAACAUCGGAACAUUUAUUCCCCCAGCUUUGUACUUGGGCUACAUCUUGUAUGAACGUAUGAUCAACAAGAUCAAAAACCCGGCCCUUAUUCCUCUUGAAAAGGUGGACGUGCAAACGGGAAUCCGCCUUCAGCCUGAAACCUCCAGCUCGGAUCUAGGGCGACCGACAGUUGUGCAUAUCAUAACACAGGGAUCGUCGUCGGGGGACUUAUCGGCAGUUGAGAAAUCGUGA
Colletotrichum truncatum is the source of this 1680-nucleotide messenger RNA. The record is from RefSeq and is a predicted model, not a curated record. Lineage: Eukaryota; Fungi; Ascomycota; Sordariomycetes; Glomerellales; Glomerellaceae.